UAUUAUCAUUGUUGUUACCAUCAACGCUCAGCUCACUCACCACACGACCAUAUUUCCUUUCACAACCUUCACCUUAUGUUAGAGAAUCAGGGGCUGUAUGAACAUGUAUUCAAUUUAGCUUCACCAUAAGCAGCAACAAGUAUUUCAAUUCUUCUCAUGUGAAUCAUAUUAUCUCAGUUAUUCUCCUCUUCUCACUGACGACUCACUCGCCUCACCCUAACGUCUGUAUUAUCUCAUCCUUGUGUUUACUCUCCCGCUGUUUUCUCUCGUCUCUCUCUCACCUCUUGUUGUUAGAUAAGCUAAGUACCUUAGGCCAAAACUCUGUCUUCCAACUUCGUCUUCUUCUUUCCGCAACGAAACGUUACGAUGAACAUGCUGGAUUGUUCUCGAAUCUAAAAGGAAGAACACGUAUAAUUGUUACCGGCUGUGGAAGUGAAAAAUGGAUGAUGCCGUAUCAAAUCCAUGUUACCCUUGAUGCAAUAUUACAUGAUGAAGCCAUCAGAAAAACUUUGAGAAGAAUCCCAAAACGCAAGCCAUUGAUUGAUUUGCAGAAGUAGCUUCAAGGGUUUUUGUUGGGUUUUUCUCUUCUACUCCUAAGAAAGAAAUGAAGUCACCUUAAUUUCAUUUCACUCUUCUUCAAACAAUGUAUCGACACCACCGUUUCACUCUCUCCACUCUCCGCUAUCUCACCCACACAAAUCCAUUUCCAUUCCACUCACACCCCCCUCGCCACUUCUCCACCACUCCCUUCCGCCGUCCACCACCCGACCCAAACGACCCUUCCACCCUCCUUAAGGAAGACGCUUUCUCGCUCAUCUCCAAUCUCUGGAUCGAAAACUUCCGCCAACCCGAUAAACUCAUCACCAACCUCUCCUCCACCCUCCGCCGCUUCGAACUCUGGCUCCUAGCUUACCAGAAAGUCACCACCGAUGAAACCGGUUCCUACACCCCUCGGUCCUCCAUCCAACGCUCUGAACUCGAAAACCUCCUCGCUCUUCGUAACGCCGUCGUUGACGGCAAUUUCAAAUGGGGCUCCCGUCUCAAAUUCUUCAUCAAAUCACCCAUUGAUAAAACCGAUCACGAUUCCUUAUCCAAAAGAAAAAUCAAAAUCAUCUUAAACACCACACAACCUACACCUUUUCAAGAUAGAAUUGUUCAGGAGGUUUUAUUAAUGAUUCUUGAACCAAUUUAUGAACCUAGGUUUUCAGAGAAAUCGUAUGCUUUUCGUCCUGGGAGGACGCCGCAUACGGUUUUGAGGGUGAUAAGAAGGAAUUUCGCAGGCUAUUUAUGGUAUUUGAAAGGUGAUUUGAGUACUUUGUUGGAUGGAGUAAAAGUAGGGUUAGUGAUUAAUUCUGUUAUGAGAGAUGUUAGGGAUAAGAUGGCUGUGGAUUUGUUGAAAUCCGCGUUGGUUACGCCGGUUGUAACGAGUAAGGUUGAUGAUAGGGAGGUGAAGAAGAAGAAGAGGAAGUAUCAGAAAAAGAGGGUUUUGAAUGAGGAUGAGCCAAAGCCGGAUCCUUAUUGGUUGGAUACUUUUUUUGGAUUUGCGCCUGAGGAAGCUGAGAAGGUUCCGAGUUGGGGUCAUUGUGGUGUUUUGAGUCCGCUUUUGGCAAAUAUUGUUUUGGAUGAGUUGGAUCGUUGGUUGGAAGGGAAAAUGAAGGAGAUUUACGUUCCUUCUAAGAGUGAUGUUAUAUGGAAUAGUCCCGAAGGGGAAGCUGAGCAAGGGAACACUUCUUGGCCGGAGUUUGUGCCGACUAGUGGACCGGAUAAAACUAGGAAGAUGGAUUUUAUAAGAUAUGGAGGUCAUGUACUGAUCGGUGUUCGGGGUCCUAGAGCAGACGCAGCGACGUUGAGGAAGCAGUUGAUUGAGUUUUGUGAUCAGAAGUUCAUGAUCAAGCUUGAUAACGAAUGCCUCCCUAUAGAACAUAUAACCAAAGGUAUAAUGUUUCUUGAUCAUGUGCUUUGUAGGAGAGUUGUUUAUCCGACACUUAGGUACACUGCAACUGGUGGUAAGAUCAUUAGUGAAAAGGGUGUAGGAACACUUUUAUCGGUCACCGCGAGCUUAAAGCAAUGUAUUAGGCAAUUUAGAAAGUUGAGUUUUCUUAAGGGUGAUAGGGAUCCUGAUCCACAGCCUUGUUUUAGGAUGUUUCAUGCCACUCAAGCUCAUACCAAUGCUCAAAUGAACAAGUUUUUGUCAACCAUGGUUGAGUGGUAUAGGUUUGCAGACAAUAGGAAGAAGAUUGUGAAUUUCUGUUCUUAUAUCAUAAGAGGUUCACUUGCAAAGCUCUAUGCUGCUAAAUACAAGCUUCGCUCGCGUGCGAAAGUAUAUAAGAUUGGUGCUCGAAACCUGAGCCGUCCGCUGAAGGAGAAGAAAGGGCAGUCUCCUGAAUACCAGAAUUUGCUUAGGAUGGGUCUUGCCGAAUCAAUUGAUGAGCUUCAGUAUACAAGGAUGUCCCUCGUGCCUGAGACGGAUUACACCCCAUUCCCUGGUAAUUGGAGGCCUGACCAUGUAAACGCAUUGCUAGAAUACAUAAAAUUAGCAGAUCCAAAGACUUCGGAGGAGCAACAGAGUUGCAUCAGAGAACAAGGUCUUGUUACACCCCAAGAUUAUAUUUCAAUGCUUGUUUGGAAUUACAAAAGGAACUCUCUUCCUAUGGACCAUUUCUCGUUAGCAAAGAGAGACGAAAGUGUUGUAGGGAAUCAACAUUUUCUAGCUUCCUCAAACCAGGACGACACAAGCAAAGAGGAAGAAAAUGAUGCAAGGAUAAAUGGAGCACAAAUGUAACAGAAGGAACUUUACACAAAGGAGAUUUUUCAGCUUCUUGUAUCUGCUUAUUCUACAAUAAGUGUUGAAGAUGCUGCUUUAUUUCUGGGAAUGAGUGAGGAUGGUGCUACAAGUUGCAGAUGUACUACAACAAGGUUGGACCGUGGACAAUGCCUCUCGGAUGCUUACUGUGAAGAAGCAACCUGUUGCGUCAGUGCAGAAACUUGAUCCUCGCAAAUUGCAACAGCUGACAGAAUAUGUCUUCCAUCUUGAGC
Medicago truncatula (barrel medic) is the source of this 3036-nucleotide messenger RNA. Its product is annotated as nuclear intron maturase 2, mitochondrial. Gene Ontology annotation, biological process: mRNA processing. The record is from RefSeq and is a predicted model, not a curated record. NCBI's taxonomy places the organism in Eukaryota, Viridiplantae, Streptophyta, Magnoliopsida, Fabales, Fabaceae. The transcript is spliced from 5 exons. Bases 644 to 2782 code for a protein of 712 amino acids.